Molecule: messenger RNA, 3490 nt
Organism: Nerophis lumbriciformis (worm pipefish)
Lineage: Eukaryota; Metazoa; Chordata; Actinopteri; Syngnathiformes; Syngnathidae
Gene: ttll7
Product: tubulin tyrosine ligase-like family, member 7
Biological process (GO): microtubule cytoskeleton organization; protein polyglutamylation
Cellular component (GO): ciliary basal body
Molecular function (GO): tubulin-glutamic acid ligase activity; tubulin binding
Source: RefSeq, a predicted model, not a curated record
UGCACUCUGCAGCGCCACAGCAGGGAGCACCGACACACUUCUUCUUCGUGGCCACCACACGCAGCAUUCGGCGUGUUCGUGGACCACUAACAUGCUUCACCUUCGCAGGAUGUCGGCCCACAGGGACUGCCAGUGAUGAGGACUGGAUAGAAGCUGGGCCCCUGCGUAGACCCUAGAGACCAUGGAGAUGCUCGGAUGAUCCGCUGGACUGAGAGACCCGGUCCACACAGCCCAAGACCUUGAGCGCGUCCUGGGAGGGUGCUGCCUGCCAACCGGGUCCCGGAGCUCCUCACACCGGAGAUGCCCUCGCCUCCCAAUGAUGGAGAGGGUGAAGGAGGCGUCACGGUGGGUUGCUACCACACCAAGAGGAAGGUGCGAGGCAAGAAGAAGAAGAAAGGCGUCAUCGGCGCCAACGUUGCUGGCACCAAGUAUGAGAUUGUUCGCAUCGUCAUCAGCGAGAUGGACUUCCUCAAGACCAGGGAUGAAGACGAGACCGCCAAUCUCAUCUGGAGCGACUCGGCCGUACAGCACGAGAAAAUUGCUGAGCUCAGGAAUUAUCAGAGAAUCAACCAUUUCCCCGGGAUGGGCGAGAUCUGCCGCAAAGACUGCUUGGCCAGGAACAUGUCCAAGAUGAUCAAGUGCCAGCCUCAAGAGUACAGCUUCAUACCCAAAACUUGGAUAUUCCCCGCUGAGUACACGCAGUUCCAAAACUACGUCACGGAGCUGCGGCGCAAACGCAAGCAGAAGACUUUUAUUGUCAAGCCAGCCAACGGAGCCAUGGGUCACGGGAUCUCUCUAGUCCGCAACUGUGAGAAGCUUCCGGCCCAGGACCACUUCAUCGUGCAGGAGUACCUGGACAAGCCCUUCCUGAUGGAGGGCUACAAGUUUGACCUGCGCAUCUACGUCCUCCUCACUUCCUGCGACCCGCUGCGCAUCUUCCUCUACGACGACGGCCUGGUGCGCAUGGGCACCGAGAAGUACCACGCACCCAGCGAGGACAACCUGAGCCAGCUCUUCAUGCACCUGACCAACUACUCGGUGAACAAACACAACCACAACUUUGAGCGAGACGGGACGGUGGACAAAGGCAGCAAGAGAUCAGUCAGCUGGUUCACUGAGUUCCUGCACUCCUGUGACUACGACGUGUCCAAGUUCUGGGGGGACAUCUCUGAGCUGGUGGUGAAGACGCUGAUCGUGGCCGAGCCUCACGUCCUCCACGCCUACCGCAUGUGCCGCCCCGGACAGCCACCAGGGAGCGACAGCGUCUGCUUCGAGGUCCUCGGCUUCGACAUCAUCCUGGACCGCAAGCUCAAACCUUGGCUCCUCGAGAUCAAUCGAGCGCCGAGCUUUGGGACGGAUCAGAAGAUUGAUUUGGACGUGAAGAGAGGAGUUUUGCUGGACGCUCUGAAACUGCUCAACAUCAGAGCCAGCGAUAAAAAACGCAACCUGGCCCAGCAGAAAGCCGAGGCCCAGCGGCGUCUCUACGGCCACGGGUCUGUGAAGAAACUCUCGGCCGCGUCCUCGGACUGGGAGAGACAGCGGCACACCUUGGAGCGAAGGCGGGAAGAGCUGAAAGAGCGACUGGCUCAGGUCCGCAAGCAGAUCUGCAGAGAGGAGCACGAAAAACAACAUCUGGGAAAGUACCGACGUAUUUACCCCCCAGACGACAAGCUGCUGUUGGAAAAGUAUGAAAGCCUGCUCUCUGCCGCCUUUCAGACCUUCCUCGCCGGGCGAGCUGCCUCACUUCAGAAGGAAAUGAAUAAUCCUCUGAAACAAAUGAAGGAGGAGGACAUCUUGGAUCUGCUGGAGCAAUGUGAACUGGACGACGAGAAGCUGAUGGGCAAAUCCUCCAGGCAGCGCGGCCCCAAGCCCCUGAGCGCCAUGCCCGAGUGCAGCCAGACGCCACGUCAGCGACCAGACUACCUGGCCCACUUCGGCAGCGGCGCUGAAAACUCCUGCUCUUCGUCAGAGGAAGAGGACGACGAGAGGAGGAAGGCGGGCGGCGAGAAGAGGGAGAAGAAGGUCUCCUACGACCUCCGGGUCAAGGACAAGAACUUGGCCGAGCGCUCAGGCCGCAUGCAUUGGAAGCCAGCAGUCAAGCCCGCCAAAACAAGCCCCGCCCCCUCCGUGUCUCCGACCCCCUCCGGACCAAUCAGACGCUCCAUCUCCUGUCCCCGCUCCAUCGCGUCCUUGUCGUCGCCCGGUGAAGUGCGAGCUCCGUCCACAAGACCCGCCUCUCACGUCGCCACGCUCGCACGGCCCAGCUCCGCCACGCUGCGCUCUCAUUCGCUGAGUCGCAGUGGCUCCGCCCACCGGGUGCCGCACAGCAACAGCUUGGGAACCAUCCAGUCCAGCAUGGGAGAUCCACUAAUCAACCUGAGGAGUCAAGAGCAGGAGGCGGAGCUUGUGCGUCAAACACUGACUGCUCUCAUGGCCAUGAGGAUACGAUUUCCCGGGAAAACAGAGGAGGAGGCGGAGUCAGUGCUGGAUGAGAUCCUUGACCAGUGGAAACAUCACAAGGCGAAGGUGGCGUCCUACUGGCUGGUCAAGCUGGACUCCACCAAGCAACGCAAGGUUCUGGACAUCGUGAGGACCAACGUGCGCUCGGCCCUGCAGCGCAUCUGGAAGGAGCCAGAUGUGGAAAACCUCCACCUGUAUCGCCUCUUCAACCGCGUCUUCAGCAGGCUGCUGUGGAGCCACGGCCAGGGACUGUGGAACUGCUUCUCCAACUCUGGGUGGUCCUGGGAGAGCAUCUUCAGCAAGAGCAGCGAGGUGAUCUCGCCCGAGGAGCGGCACUGCUGCCGCAGGCUGGUGCAGCUGUGCCGCGACUGUUUACUGGUGGUCUACAAGUUCGUCUCCGAGUCCCGCGGCUCUUUGACCGGCCUCAGCCCCGAGUGGGACGACACCAGGUACUGGAACGCUGUUAGCAGGAGCUGCCUCACUGCUCUGUCUCGCUGGAAGGUGUCAUAGGAACAUCUGCUGACUCCUCAGGUGUCUCCUGGUCUCGGGUUCUUCAUGAAGUGGUCUCGGGUUCUUCAUCCAGCUUUGGUCGCUCCACGCUCGCGACCUCUUGGCCAAGAUGGACCUCUUGUGAGGUCACGCUGGCCUCAAUGACCUUUAACCUCCGGGUGACUUCCUGAGUGUGACGCUGAGACCCAGGUCCAAGGUCCAAGGUCCAAGGUCCAAGGUCCAGGGCUCGGACUGAGAACCUUCCAACAUGUUGAUGCUGUUUUCUCCCACAUGCAGUGAAUGCCUCACGCCCUUACGGAAUAUUAGUAUCUCUUUUUCUUGAUGUGUGAAAGCCAUUUUAGGAGCGAUACUUCUCACCUGUGCGAUACCAAGUCAGGGGUCGAUAUCCACAUCGAUCUGAUAUCAGCAGAAAAACACCAGCAUGUAUUGUUUGUUAUGCUUCAUUCUUAUUAAUAAUAAUACAACACAUGGUAAUAAGUGCUUAAAUAGAAAUUAAUUCUUAUUUUUCUUUAUUAAAUAA